AUGAGGUUUGUCCAAUAUAUUCCGACUGGAAUUCCAAACGAAGAUGGUGAGUUUCCGGGAAGGAACUAUACAGUUGGAAAAGUCAUACAACAACUGUAUGAUAUUAGGAAAGCUUCAAACCCCAAACUUGCAAUGACACUCAAAUUGCUUAUGAAUUCGACAUGGGGAUAUUCCAUUAAGAAACCUCAAGAGAUGAAGAGUAAACAUUAUGAGAAGGUCGACAACUUUGUUGAAAGGUUUUCUCCUUUUGUUUUGAAGUACGAAUUCACUCAAGGUCAAAGUGGCUUAGUAACCACAUUAAAACCUAUUGUCGAACAUUGGUCUUACCCUCAGUUCGCAAAGGCAGUACUUGACAACUACAACAAAUUCUUCUCCGAAGUCAAAUCCAAAGUGAAGGUUUACUAUGAGAACAUUGACGCACUCAUGACGAACGAAGAAGGGUACAACAAACUCAUUGAAAUGGGAAUGGUCGGUGAAAAGAUGGGCUGUUUUAAGCUAGAUAAGGUAUUUUCUGAAGUUCAUGUCCUCUCCAAGCGUAAGUACUGGGGCAUACUUGAAGACGGCACAGAAAUAAAACAUUGCAUGAAGUAA
Trichomonas vaginalis G3 is the source of this 591-nucleotide messenger RNA. RefSeq names its product DNA/RNA polymerases family. NCBI's taxonomy places the organism in Eukaryota, Parabasalia, Trichomonadida, Trichomonadidae. The transcript has a single exon. The record is from RefSeq and is a predicted model, not a curated record. The coding region runs from base 1 to 591 and encodes 196 amino acids.